AUGGAUAAGAAGAAGAAGCUGAAGCACACGGUGAACAAAGCAAAAGAGGAGGAAUCUACCAUGGAGAAGACGAUGAAUCAGAAGAGCAAGAGCAUUCUCGAGAUCCUCCCUCUUGAGCUGAUUCAUAGAAUUCUACUGCGAGUACCGAUCAGACAUCUCGCUCGCCUCAGGUGCGUUUCCAAGCUGUGGUACUUUCUAAUUUCCGAUCCUGACUUUGCGGAAUUGCAUUUUUACCAUUCUCCCAUUGCCACCAACGCAUGCGUCUUCAUAAAAAACGACACUAUAGCUUACUUCGUUUACUUAGACGACAAUGAUGCAUCACAAAAAGAGAUGUCUCCCCCUUUCAAGAAGAAACCGCCUUCUCAUUUUGCGGUUUUGGGAUCCUGCAGAGGCUUUAUUCUCUUACAUCGUCACCCACAUUUUCUUGUGGUAUGGAACCCACUCACUGGAUUCGGCAAAAGAAUAUCUUAUUUUCAUAUUGUUCGUCGUUGUAAAUACCAUAGCUUUAGGCUUCCCUACAGUGCGCUUCUACAUGGAUUUGGUUACGAUGCAUCACAGGAUGAUUACUUAUUUGUUGUAGCUUGGAGCGAUUGGGAAAGACGAUAUCAUUUGGAUUGCUUGUCUUUGAGAACCAAUUCAUGGAUUAAUCUUGAUGCUGCAGUCUCCGAACCCUUGGGUGAUCUUGACAGCUAUUCUUAUGGGUUGUUCUUGAAUGGUGCUAUUCAUUGGGUGCCUUUGCGUUUUAAAGCUUACAGGGAUGCUAUUCUUAUCUUUGAUCUAAAGGAGAAGACUUUCUCAAGGAUAUCUGGGCCGGAACAACCUGUAGUGAGUGCAUACUCCUAUUCAAGUCUCGCCCUACUAGGAGGCUGCCUAGCUUUGUAUUAUCGCAAUUAUGAUAGCUGUAACACUCACAUAUGGGUGAUGAAAGAAUAUAAAGUGCAUUCAUCUUGGACUCUCUAUCAGAUCCCUUGUAAAGACUUUCAGCCAUUAUGCUUAUCCAAUAAUGGUGAUAUUAUUGGAAGAGGUUAUAUUUCUAAUGAUAAAGUAGGAUACGUUAUAUAUAAUGUCAGAGGAGACCUUCUUAAGCAUUUUAAAAAUCUUUGUCGUCCCAUCCGUGGAGUGGAUGUUGUGUAUACUGAGAGUCUCUUGCCACUCCCUAGCGACAUUAAGACAAGGACAAGAAGAAUAAGAGGAAGAAAACUCUAA
Arachis ipaensis is the source of this 1206-nucleotide messenger RNA. RefSeq names its product F-box protein CPR1-like. NCBI's taxonomy places the organism in Eukaryota, Viridiplantae, Streptophyta, Magnoliopsida, Fabales, Fabaceae. The record is from RefSeq and is a predicted model, not a curated record. Gene Ontology annotation, molecular function: protein binding.